Messenger RNA from Rhinopithecus roxellana (golden snub-nosed monkey), 7955 nucleotides. RefSeq names its product centrosomal protein 295 (gene CEP295). The transcript has 29 exons. Gene Ontology annotation, cellular component: centrosome; cytosol; centriole. The record is from RefSeq and is a predicted model, not a curated record. Lineage: Eukaryota; Metazoa; Chordata; Mammalia; Primates; Cercopithecidae. Bases 137 to 7858 code for a protein of 2573 amino acids. Gene Ontology annotation, biological process: regulation of centriole replication.
GACGGCGGCUCGGCGAUGGCUCUCCCGCAGGCGCAGAAACGGCUGCUGGGCAGCUGAUGGGCAGGGGCUUACCAGGCCGGCUUGCUCUGAGCCGCGGCUACUGUGUCCAGGCUCCGGGUUCUCAGAGCUGUCAUACAUGAAGUACACAGAAAUGAAAAGAAAAGUUGUGAAUGCUCGCAAGCUGAGGUUGAGUCCUAAUGAGGAAGCCUUCAUUUUGAAGGAAGAUUAUGAAAGAAGACGAAAACUAAGAUUGCUACAGGUUCGAGAACAAGAAAGAGAUAUCGCCUUACAGAUAAGAGAAGACAUAAAACAGAGGAGAAAUCAACAAUUGACACGUUUGGCAGAGGAGCUAAGGGCAGAAUGGGAAGAAUCACAAACUCAGAAAAUACAGAACCUGGAAAAACUGUAUUUGGCAAGUUUGAGAAGUAUGGGAGAGGGACAUCGACAGGCCAAAGAAAAUGAACCUGAUUUGGAUGCUCUGGCACAGCAGGCAGCAGAAAGGAAAAGAAAAGCAGAUUUGAGGCAUAAAGAAGCCCUGAAAGUACAGAAAAAUAAAAAAGAAAUAUUAAUGAAACAAAAAACCUGGCAUAUAAAAGCUCGAAAGGAAGCACUGCUUGUGGAAAAAGAGAGAUCAGCCAAAAUUACAAGUCUGCCCCCUCCUCCUCCAGCUCUUUUUGAGAACAUUGAAGUGAAAAGAAUUUGUGCAGUCAAAACCAAUAGUUCUACCUACCACCAUCUUCACACUUUUGUGAGUAGAGAGAGAGACACAAAACAGCCAGAUGCUCAUUUGGCUGCUGAGGAGGAAGCUAAACGAUUGGAAGAGCUACAAAAACAGGCAGCACAAGAGAGAAUGGAACGGUUUGAAAAGGCACAUGUACGGGGAUUCCAAGCAAUGAAGAAGAUCCAUUUGGCUCAAAAUCAGGAGAAACUAAUGAAAGAACUUAAACAGUUACAGCAAGAGGACCUGGCACGUAGGAGACAGACUGUAGCACAAAUGCCACCACAACUAGUUGAACUUCCAUACAAACGCAGUGAAAUGAAAGAAGACUGGCAGAGAGAAUUGGAAUUUGCCUUUGAAGAUAUGUACAAUGCAGACAGGAAGGUGAAAGGGAAUCUGAUUCUGCACCUUGAACCAGAGCCCUUGCCCACUGUGACUGAUCAGAUUCAAGAUGAAGAGCUGAACCUUUCAAUGGAACAAGAAAAUGUGGGUGCAGCUGAAGACCUUCCAGUGACAGAAGCUGAAAUAAUAUGUUCUAGUGAAACAGAUGUUCCCUUGGUAAUGAAGACCCAACAGAUUCCUUCAAAAGUUCUUUUUAAAAAAUUAUUAAAUAAGAUCCGAAGCCAAAAAUCUCUCUGGACAAUUAAAUCCAUGUCUGAGGAUGAAAGUGAAAUGAUUACGACUGUUAGUGAAAUUGAGAGUAAAGCACCAACGGUUGAGUCAGGAACAAUUGCCAGUGAAGAGAGAACAUUAUCCUCUGGGCAGGAACAAGUUGUUGAAAGUGAUACACUAACAAUUGAGUCUGGACCACUUGCCAGUGAAGAUAAACCACUUUCGUGUGGUACAAACUCUGGAAAAGAACAAGAAAUAAAUGAGGCUCUGCCUAUCACAACUGUAGCUCAGAGUUCAGUUCUACUUCAUCCUCAAGAAGAAGCAGCCAGGAUUAGAAUGUCAGCAAGACAGAAACAGAUAAUGGAAAUAGAAGAGCAGAAGCAAAAGCAAUUGGAAUUACUUGAACAAAUUGAACAGCAAAAAUUAAGAUUAGAAACUGACUGCUUCAGGGCUCAGCUGGAAGAAGAAAAAAGAAAAAAAACUCAACCGACUGGGGUUGGCAUUGCUCCAGCAUCAUGUGCUGUAAUUUCUGAUGAAGAUAGUCAUAGGCAGAUGAUUCGUAACUAUCAACAUCAGCUUUUACAACAAAACAGGUUACACAGGCAGUCUGUUGAAACAGCCAGGAAGCGAUUACUUGAAUAUCAAACUAUGUUAAAAGAAAGGUGCCCAUCGAUGUCAGCUCCAUCACUGAUAACUGAUUCUGUCGUAUCAGUGCCGUCAUGGAAAUCUGAGAGACCAACUGCUAUAUCAGAGCACUGGGAUCAAGGUCAGAGACUCAAGUUGAGUCCUGACAAAUACCAACCCAUACAACCUAUACAGACCUCCAAAUUAGAACAAGAUCAUUUUCAGGUAGCGAAACAAAAUGACUUUCCACAAAGACAGGUGGAAACAGCAGAAACAUCAGGCGCUUCAGAUACUUUAACCAAUCAGUCUUUAGAAUCACAAGAACAUCUAAGGCAAUUCUCUCAGACCGAAACACAACAGAGAGACUAUAAAUUGGUCCCCGAAAAUUCUGAGACACUUUCAAGGGCUUUGUCACAUGACAGGCAACUAAUAUCACAGGAUGCUAGAAAAAUAUCUGAAACAUUUAGGGCAACAACUUUUCAAAGUUUAGAUUCCCAACAAUUGUUCUCAGAGAAUAGUGAAAAUAUAUCUUCCCAUCUAACUGAACCUUCUUCAUUUGUACCACUGGUACCUCAGUGUUCUUUUAGUUCUCUGCCUGUUAAAGUUGAAACAGGAAACAUUCAAGAACCCUUUUCAGCCAUGAGCAAAAGUACAGUUUCCACAAGCCAUUCUAUAAUCAACCAAAUGUAUGAUAGGCCUUUGCUAUCCUCAGAGAAUAUCACAGUCCAGCAAGGUAAUAUGAAGGCCCUCCAAGAACAGUUAGACCUACAGAAGAAAGUUCUUCAGGCAAGACAGGAAGCUCAGGAACAGUUGCUUUUGUGCAAACAGAAAGAAUUGGAACAGCAAACUGGCCUCUCGGUAUUCCUUCCCUUGGUAACUCCAGAUUUAUCUGCUUUAUUGCCUUCUGCCAAAGCAGAUUUGGGGAGAACGCAGGAAUCUUCACCAACGAAGAAUAAUACUGCAGUUUCCUCAGACCAUGAUGUGAUCUCACAACUUCAGGAUAGGCUUUUGAGUCUUUCACAGCCUAUCCUAUCACAGCAAAAUAAUUUUAAAUUUCUCCAAGAGCAGUUGAAUAUUCAGAAGGAUAGCCUUCAGGCUAGGCGAGAAGCUCAGGAAGUAUCGUGUGUACAUAAACAGAGUGAAUUAGAUGGAAGAGUAUGUUCUGAACAGGCUGAGCCCUCUUCUUUCCCAUUUCAGGUAGCUCAGCAUACAUUUACUUCACUACCAUCUGCUGAUACGAAAUCUGGAAAAAUACAGGAGCAAUAUUCAUCUAAGAGUGAUAAAGGACUUGUUUCAUGCCAGUCUGACAUCCCCAAAUCUCAGGAUGAGUCUUUGAGUUUCCUACAGCAGUUCCUACCUCUACAUGAUAGUUUGAAGUUGCUCCAAGAACAGUUGACUAAACAGAGGGAUACUCUUCAGGCUAGGCAUGAAGCUCAGGUGGAAUUACUUUUACAUAGACAAAGAGAUUUGGGGGACAGUAAGUCUGGGCCAGUGAGCUCUUCAUCCUCACCAAUGGUGGUUCAGCAUUCAGUUGCUUCACAAGCUUCUGCUAAAGCUGAGCCUAGGAGAAUUCAGGAGCUUUAUUUAUCUGAGAAGGAGAAUGUCGUUCCCUCCAGUCAUUUGAUAAUCCCAACAUUUCAGGAUAAGUCUCUUAGUUUUCCACAGCAUAGCCUGCCACAGCAAGAAAAUUUGACAAUACUCCAAGAACAGUCACAAAUACAAAGGGUAAUACUUGGUGCUAAAGAAGGAACUCAGGAAUUUGUACACAAAGAAAGUGAAUUGGAGAAAAAGAUUUCUUCUGAACAGACUGGCACCUCUUCAUCCCUUUCCCAGGUAGAUGAAUCUGAGAGAUUCCAGGAAUGUAUAUCAAUCAAGAGUGACAGUACCAUUCCCUUAAGCCAUCCUAAGAUCCCAAGAUGUCAGGAAAGACUUUUGAGAGUUUCACAACAUAUGCUACCUCUACAAGAUAAUUUGGAGGAACACCAAGCAUGGCUAGACACUGAGAAAGAAGCCUUUCAUUUCAGCCAGAAAACCCAAGAAAAUACAGCUUCUGAACAAAGUGGCUCAUCUUCAUUCAUACCCCAGUUGGUACAGCUUUCAUUUACCUCGUUAGCUUCAGCUGAGUCUGGCACAAUCCUGGAACCUCUUUUAACAGAGAGUGAAAGUAAAAUUUUUUCAGGCCACCUUCAGAUCCCACAAUUGCAGGAUAGACUUUUGAGGAUAUCGCAACUUAUCCAGCCUCAACAAGAUAAUUUGAAGGCACUUCAAGAACAGUUAGCUGCACAGAGAGAAGCCAUCAUUCUAGCUAGACAAGAAGCUCGGGAAGAAUUACUUUUACAUCAACAGAGUGAAUGGGAGGGAAGAAUAUCUCCCGAGCAGGUUGACACCUCUUCCUUACCCCUAGUACCACAGCAUUCAUUCACCUCAUUACCUCUUACUGAAUCUGAAAGAAACCAAGAACCAUCUUCAAUUAACAGUGAUAAUAUGGUAUCCUCAGGUCACUCAGCGAUAACAUUGCCUGAUAGGCCGUUGGGCUUAUCACAUCUUGUUUUACCUCAGCAAGAUAAUUCGAUUGCACUUGAAGAACACUUGCAUGCACAGACAGAUUUACUUCCUUCUAUUGAGAAAACCCAGAAAGAACUGGUUUUGUCACAACCAUGUAAAUUUGAGGAAAAGGUAUCUUCUGAGCAUUUUAUCCAGUCUCACCAUGGUGAUUUGCAGGUACUUCAACAGCAGUUAGAUACACAGAAGAAAGCCAUUCAAUCUAUACAGGAAGUCCAAGAAGAAUUGCUUUUGCAAAGAUUAAGUGAAUUGGAGAAAAGAGUAUCAUCUGAACAAGUUAGCUCCUCUUCAUUCUUAUCCCAGGUAGUACUGCCUAUUGUUGACUCUGAAAGAACCCAGAAGUCUUUCCCAACCGAAGGUAAUGAUACUGUUCCCUCAAGUCAUCCUGAGAUCCCAAGAUUACAAGAUAGACUUUUGAGUUUAUCACAGCCUGUUCUGCCUCAGCAAGAUAAUUUGGCAGCACAAUUGGAUGCACAAAGGGAAGUAGUGUAUUCUUAUGAGAAACCCCAGGAAGAACUGCCUUUAAACCAACAAAGAAAGUUGAACAAAAGUGAAUCUGCUGAGCAUACUGUCCCCUCUUUGUUGCUACCCAAGGAAACAGAGCAUUCAUUUAUUCCACUACCUUUUGCAGAAGCUAAACCUAAAAGCACUUGUGAAUUGUAUUCAUCCCAGAAUGAACAUGCAGCUCCCCCAAGUGGUCCUGUGAUCCCAAGGUUUCAAGAUAGACUUCUGAGUUUUUCACAGCCUGUCUUAGCUCAGCAAGAUAACUUGGGACUUCAGAAGCAGUUGGAUCUACAAAGAGAAGUUUUGCAUUAUAGCCAGAAAGCCCAAGAAAAAUUGCUUGUACAGAGACAAACAGCAUUGCAGCAGCAGAUACAGAAACAUGAAGAGACUUUGAAGGAUUUCUUUAAAGACAGUCAGAUAAGUAAGCCCACAGUUGAAAAUGAUUUAAAAACCCAGAAGAUGGGACAGCUCAGAGAGUGGUUUCCUAACACACAAGAUCUAGCAGGAAAUGAUCAGGAAAACAUUAGGCAUGCAGAUAGGAACAACUCUGAUGAUAAUCAUUUGGCUUCAGAUGAUACUAGUGCCAAGCAAAGUGGUGAGCAUCUGGAAAAAGAUCUGGGGAGAAGAUCCUCAAAACCACCUGUAGCAAAAGUCAAAUGUGGUUUGGACUUAAACCAGCAUGAACUUAGUGCUAUACAAGAAGUAGAAUCACCAGCAAGUGGCAGAACUUCUCUACUAGGUAAACCAGGUAUUUAUCAAGACAGAGACCCCCUGAGAGUCUCAAUAAGCCGAGAACAAAGUUUCUUUGGGAGCCCACUGACCUGUGAUCCAUUUAGUUGUCUUCAACAGGUUGGCCAAGAGAAUGUCUGUGGUGAUGACUAUGAUGAAGCAGUUAAGGUGAAGGAAUCUGUUGUUGAAAAUCAUGCAGUGUUAAGUUAUGCUGUGGAGGAAGAACAUACGUAUUUGGGUCCAAUUGUGAAGCCAGAUGAUAAGGCUAAAACACUUUCUCAUGAGCCAUUAUCUUCAGUAACCGUUUCCACUGGAAGCCUUUUAAGUUAUGAAAACACAGAUUUGAGCCUUACAGAUCCAGAGUCAUUUUCAGAGCACAUGGAUGAUAGCAAGCAAGAAUCUACCACCGUUGACCUUGACUUUCCAGAAUUGGAACACAUUUUUCCUAAUUUGCAUCAUCAGCUGUUUAAACCCUUAGAACCACAUCCAGAUUUUGACUUGUCAUCAUCAUCCUCUGGGAUUUCUCCAGACAACAGAGACUUUUACCAGAGAUCAGAUUCUUCAUCUGAAAGCCACUGUGCUACUGGAUCAUCCAAAAGUACAGUUUAUUUCACAGCGCUGAGGAGGACCAGCAUGCAUUCUUCUCUUAACACAAGCCCAAAUCAGCAACCUGACACUAACUUGGCUCAUGUUGGAGCUCACAGUUUUGCUACAGAAAAUAUUAUUGGGGGAUCUGAACAAUGUUUUGAACAGCUUCUGCCAGAAUAUUCUUCACAGGAGGAGAGCCAGCAUGCUGAUCUACCAAGUAUUUUUAGCAUUGAAGCAAGGGAUUCUUCCCAAGGCAUGAAAAAUCAGAACUAUUCCUCUGAAGAACAUACUGAAAUACUACAAAACAAGAAAAAAGGUGUUCAUUUCCAGCUUUCUGUAGGAAACUUAAGUUCAGUCUACAGUUCAUGUGAUGAAGCUAAUAUAUUUGAUCAAUUAAAUGUACAUAGCACUCCAUGUGGUUCUAACUCUAGUGAGUGCUCAAUAAAACACCAACUAGAAAGCAGAAAGGAAAGGAUGGGCUUUGAAGAACUAUCAAAAAGAGGGGUUGUUACAAUUUUACAAAGUCAAGGACUCACUGAAGAUAAUAAAAAUGAAACCUGUAGGGUUUUAGACAUAAAUCCACAGAUAGAGGAAAUUGACUCUCAAUUAUGUGUGGAGAUGGGGACUUCAGUUCAGGCACCAUAUUCCUUAACUACUCAAAAUGAAAAAUGUUUUGAGAAUUCAGCUGAAAUAGACAUUCCAAAAAUCACCAAAAAACUAUCUCAACUAAGUCAAUCAGAGCUUUUUGCAAGUUCCAGAUCAUUUUCAUUACAGAGCUCUAUACCAGUCUGGGAAACAGAAACUGGCCAUGGUAUAAUGGAAGAACCAGAACUAACUUUAGUAAGCACCAGUGAUAUCAGUAUUGCUGAAAUGGAUUUUGCAAAUUUAACCCUAGAAGAAAAGAGUGAGAAUGAAGCAAAAAGCAGCUUUCAGGUGAGUGAGUUUCUGCCUCUUGUAUCAGAAACAGAAGCCUCAGAUUAUCCAGCUGUAUCAGAACUUUCCAUAGAAAAACCAAGGACAGCAUCUACUGACACCCCUCAAAGGUUUACACCUAUACCAGGGAGCUUACAAGAAGCAUUUAUAAAGAGAAAAAAAUCAUUUAUGGAGAGAUCCCACCAGAGGGAGAAAGAAAUAAGGAAUAAAAUUCGUCUCUCUGAAAAUUCUCAAAUCAAAACAAUUAAAGAGAAACCAUCUAUAAGUUCAUCUGUGAGUCGUCUAAAGGGCGUGAAUAAAGUCAGAGCAUCUUUUCCUGAAGACAGAAAGACCACACAGGCUCUAAGGCACCAAAGGGGUCUAAGGUUAUACAAUCAACUAGCUGAAGUGAAACAACAAAAGGAAGAAAAAGCAAAACAAGAGGCUUAUGCCCAAAACAGAGCAAAGGCAAAAGAAUUCCAUAAGGUAAGUGUAACUGAGGGGGAAGGACUUAAUUUUUCAAGCCUGAAGUACACAACUGAAACUACUAAAUUUUUAUUCCUUCCACAGAAAACACUAGAGAAACUUCGAGCCAGAAAUACAUGCUGACUUUCUAGAAACAGUGUAAAGAGGUUUUUUUUUUUUUUUAUUGUGUAUAUGUAGCAUUAGACAAAAUUAUUUAAAGUCAAUAAAUUUUUAUUCAAGG